CAAAGGCCACCCCCUAUGCUUUCAUGUACGUAUAAAACAUGCUCUGAAACGUGGCUGAUCUUCAUACUUUCCGCAAAAGAAGAAGUAUGCGGACAACUUUAACUUGUCUCUAUAUUCUAGCUACUAUUAGUUCGGCCGUCUACGGAGCCGUGACUGAUGAAACUCGACAAGCUGUUCAAGAAGCUCUCUUCGAGGCCUUGAACACUGUGGACUCUUCUUUUUCUUCGGAGCCAUCAGUCGCCGAUGGAGCCAUAGUAUCGUCGCAAAUCGCCAAUGCCGAGUCCAAACAGUUGCAGUUCACCGGUGACGUGUUAGAGAUCGCUACUCAGAUUUUGGUCAAGAAGUAUGGUGUGGAUAUAUUAGAGGAUGCGAAUGAAGUUCUCACGGAGCUCAACGCCGGAGAAAGCUCGGCAAGAAAAAAGAGAAGCGUGGAUGAAGUUGAGCAGGAAUCUUUUGUGGCUAACUUGAGACAAAAGAGACAAUCUCGUGGUAAACGGCAAGGUGGAGGAGGUGGUGGACGAGGUGGAGGGGGCGGCGGAAGAGGUGGAGACGGAGGUAGAAGCGGAGAACAGGACGGAAGAAAGAAGAGAAAUUCUGGAGAGCAACAGGGUGGAGGUGGAAGGACCGAGUACUCACCACCGAAAUCCAACGCAACAUGUCAAGGACCACCAAAAAGCUGCUCGGAUCCAGUUCACGAUCGCAUCAGAUCUAUCACAGGAUACUGCAACAACAGGGGCAAACCAACUCAAGCCAACUCGGUGACAGCAAUCAGACGGCUUCUCGGAACAACUAGCUAUACAGAUGGCCUCCAAGCUAUCCGCAACACCUCGGUCACUGGCUCGCCACUCCCAUCCACUCGGCUCAUCUCCAACAAGCUUCACGACGAGGGGUCAACUCCAAACUUCUCGCCAUCGGUCAACCAUCUUCACAUGCAAAUUGGCCAGUUUAUUGCUCAUGACAUCAUUUUUAUGCCUUCUUCUACCGCCAAAGACGGAUCCAGCUUGAACUGUACCUCGUGCUCCUCCCCAACAACUAUCUCCACCAACUGCGCUCCAAUCCCAGCGCCAGCCGACGACAAGUACUUCACCCCGGUGUCCAGGACAGAAGCCAGAUGCAUCCGUCUAACCCGUGCCCUCAAUGGCCAAUCUGGGUUCGGAGUUCGAACCCAAAUCGAUCAAAACUCCCACUACCUCGACAUGUCCGCGGUAUACGGUUCGUCGGAUUGCGAGGCUCGUACUGUCAGAAGCUUCCAAAACGGGCUUCUGCUCACCAAUACCGGAAUAGGAUACGUUCUUCCACCACAAGCUCCAAAUGACACAAACUGCCAAUCCACGAAUCCUUACUACUGCUUCACUGCCGGUGACUUCAGAAAUUGCCUUCAUCCAGGACUUUUGCCACUCCACAUCGUCUUCAUCAAGGAGCACAACCGUCUUGCCGUCAAAGUUAAAGCCGCCCAACCUUCAUGGAACGACGAGCAAAUCUACCAAUUCGUUCGAAAAAUCAUGGUCGCUCAAUGGCAACAGAUUGUCUACAACGAGUACCUUCCAAAGCUCCUAACUGACAAGUACCUUACCGACUUCAACCUUAAACCCAUGAAACCCGGUGCUGGACCCUUCCAAGGCUACAGUACAUCGAUGAAUGCCGCGUUGAGCGGAGAGUUUGCAGCAGCUGCCUUCAGAUUUGGACAUAGUCAGUCUAGACAAGACUUUGCCAGACAAGAUGCUACGAAUAAGACCAUUGGAGCUUAUGACCUUGGAAACAAUAUCUUCUACGCUGAUCAAGUCUACCAGAAGAGCCUCGGAGGAUCUGAGACAAUGCUUCUAGGACUUAUCAAGACAGCUGGUAUGCAGGUGGAUCGAUAUUUCUCGUUCCCAAUUCGCAAUCAACUUUUUGAAAUUCGCGGGAAGAAUGGGUCAGGAGUCGAUUUGAUCUCUGUGAAUAUUAUGAGAGGACGCGAUGUCGGGCUUAUGCCAUAUGUCAAAUACCGUACCCUUGUUGGACUUUCCCCAGUUGACACCUGGAAUGACUUGUCCUCCACAUUCACUGCAGCUAACCUAGCAGCACUUAAAACUGUCUACGCUGAUCCAGCUGACAUUGACUUGUACACCGGUCUCGUAAUGGAAACGCCACUUGCUGGAGGUCAACUCGGACCAACUGCCUCCUGGAUCAUCGCCGAACAGUUUAGAGCCCUGAAGACCGGAGAUCGAUUCUACUACGAAAACGGCGUCGCCAAUACAGUAGGAUUCACGCCAACUCAAAUCGAUGCGAUCCGUCGAGUGAAGCUUGCCAAGAUUUUCUGUGAAAAUACGGCUAUUAUCACAUCGAUCAACACGGACAUAUUCGACUUGAACAGUAGCCAAGUGGCGUGCUCUUCGAUUCCGGACAUUGACAUAAGAUUGUUCUUCUAAUUAGAUUUGAUUGAAU
This is a messenger RNA of Caenorhabditis elegans, 2424 nucleotides long. It is a transcript of the gene R08F11.7, whose product is annotated as Peroxidase. Gene Ontology annotation, biological process: response to oxidative stress; cellular oxidant detoxification. NCBI's taxonomy places the organism in Eukaryota, Metazoa, Nematoda, Chromadorea, Rhabditida, Rhabditidae. Gene Ontology annotation, molecular function: peroxidase activity; heme binding. The record is from RefSeq and is marked reviewed. The transcript has 4 exons. Gene Ontology annotation, cellular component: extracellular region. Bases 87 to 2408 code for a protein of 773 amino acids.